Rodentolepis nana is the source of this 498-nucleotide messenger RNA. NCBI's taxonomy places the organism in Eukaryota, Metazoa, Platyhelminthes, Cestoda, Cyclophyllidea, Hymenolepididae. The record is from the annotation of a GenBank genome assembly.
AUGGCGGCUACAGCUCAGUGCCCCAUAUGUCUGGAGGAAAUGAAAGCCUCAAUCGGAAUGCUAGGUGGAUGUAAACACAUCUUCUGCUACGAUUGCAUCAAGAAGUGGUCUGAAGUUAAACAAACCUGUCCUCUUGACCGUUCACCAUUUGACUCAAUCAAAAUACUACACGAAAUUGGUGGUGCAGUUGUGGAAGAGGAAAAACUAGAACCACGGGGGUUGGAUCAAAUCCAUAGUUCCUUUAACGUCGAAGGCAUCGAUGAUUUCGUGUCACAUUUCUCAGUUUCUAGAAUGCUGUUCGAAUCAGGCUUGACAGCAAGGGUUUCGGAUCAACAUUAUCGUUGUUUCGGGUGUCGUAUUAUUAUAGCAGAAGAACAGAUGUUUCGGAGUCAACGAUAUGACCUAGCAAAUCGAGAAGGAAGUCAAAUAGAAGUUAAUUACGGUGUUCCCCAUUACAUUUGUCCACGGUGUCGAAAUAGGGAAAGACGCAUAGAUUAA